Molecule: messenger RNA, 825 nt
Organism: Ordospora colligata OC4
Lineage: Eukaryota; Fungi; Microsporidia; Ordosporidae
Product: putative endonuclease
Exons: 1
Coding region: 1-825 (274 amino acids)
Biological process (GO): base-excision repair
Cellular component (GO): nucleus; mitochondrion
Molecular function (GO): zinc ion binding; DNA-(apurinic or apyrimidinic site) endonuclease activity; DNA binding
Source: RefSeq, a predicted model, not a curated record
AUGGCAAAGAUAAUUGGUGCACAUCUAUCAAUAAGCAAUGGAAUUCAUACUGUACAAGAACAAAUGGAUUUGCUUGAACUGGAUACAUGCGCAAUAUUCCUUAAGAAUCAAAAGCGGUAUUCUUCUGCUCCACUCAGCGAUACUGCUGCACAAAUGUUCCACAAAAAUAUUCGCCUUCCAGAGCUUAUUGUACCACACUCUUCAUAUCUUGUGAACCUUGCCACAGAUUCAGCUCAGAAAGGCAUGGAGUGCUUUAUAGAUGAUCUCAAAAGAUGCAAUUCAUUGGGAAUCAAAAUGUACAACAUCCAUCCUGGAAGCAGCAAAGGUGGGAGUGUUCAGAGUGCACUUGCCAACAUCAGCAGAAACAUAAACACAGCUCUGGCUACAGUUCCGGAUGUUAUUGUCUUGAUAGAAAAUAUGGCUGGGCAAGGCAAUGUUCUUGCAAGUAGCUUCGAACAAAUAAGAGAUAUAAUUGGUGCUGUGGAUGAUAAACAGCGUGUGGGUGUUUGUCUUGAUACGUGUCAUCUUUUUGGUUCAGGAUUUGACAUACGCACCGAAGAACGAUUUGCAGAGGUCAUAAAAAGAUUUGAUCAGACAGUAGGCAUCCAGUACCUUAAGGCAAUGCAUAUCAAUGACAGCAAGCAACCACUUGGCUCCCGUAAAGACAGGCAUGAGUCAAUAGGAAAAGGACUGAUUGGGUGCGAUGCAUUCAGGUUCAUCAUGAAUAGCAAUUUUUCUGAUGACAUUCCACUAAUUCUAGAAACACCAGAUCAAGGAAUUUACAAACAUGAAGCAAGACUUCUAAGAAGCUUUAUCAAUAUCUGA